CCUAUUGUAUAUGUAUGUAAAAGUAGUCCAUCAUCUGAAAUGUAUACAAGCUAAACCUUGAUUGGAGGGCAAAUAGAGUGUAAGAAGCAAAAAUACAUCAUAAUAUUGAAAAUACAAUAAUAGGUAUGAGUUUAUUAGUGCAGAUCAGUUUAUAAAAUUGAAACGGUAAAGUCUUACUCAAGCGCAUAGUUUAACGCGAUAUGGUUCAACAUAAACUUGGGGAAACGCUUCCCUUAUUACAUAAAUACAAUGUGGAGAAAGGACUUCAUUUUACAAAAAGUUAAUUUCGUUCACACUUCAAAUAACUUCGGAGCACGACAUGUUCAGGCUUUGCUUAUGUUCUUUGGCGUAUGUUUCAGUUAUUUUCUACGGGUGAACAUAUCAGCCGCAAUUGUACCAAUGACCCAGUUCAAUGCCGGAUAUGCAAGUUACGAAUAUUGGGAUUCUCGUAUAAAGAGCUUAAUAUUAAGCAGCUUCUUUUGGGGUUAUGUGUUGGCCCAAGUACCAGCUAGUAUGUUGGCAAGGCGUUUUGGCGGCAAAAUUAUCUUAGGUGGAGCUACAGCCGUAAGUGCCGUAAUUACUGUGUUCCAUCCUUUAGCGGUCGUUAAAGGCGACUGGCAAUUGCUUUGCUUUUUACGGGUGCUAGUAGGUUUAAUGCAAGGUGUAGUUUAUCCAUGCCUACAUACACUACUAGCUAGGUGGGUGCCGCACAGUGAACGUGGGUUUCUGUGUACAUUUGUUUAUUCUGGUGCACAGCUUGGAACGGCCAUUUUAUUGGUUAUAAGCGGAAGUAUAUUUAAUUCAAAUAUGAGAUGGCCGGGAAUAUUUUAUAUAUCCGGUUCUAUUGCCCUGCUAUGGUCUUUAAUAUUUCUUUUAUUUGGUUGUGAUUCACCCCGUAAUUCAAAUAAUAUUUCAAAGGCUGAAAGAAACUACAUAGAAGCAUCAACUGGCGCUACUGAACAAAGUGAGGAUGUGGAUGUUCCCUGGAGAUCUAUAUUCACUUCCGUGCCAUUUUUUGCCUUGAUUGCAGCUCAUUGUGGCUUCACCUGGGGAUUUUAUACCCUUUUAACUGAAGUACCUACCUACUUAAAUAGUGCAUUAAACUUGGAUAUGAAAUCUAAUGCUCUAUUAUCUGCUCUUCCAUAUUUUGUCAUGUGGAUAUUGUGUUUAAUUUUAAGUCCCAUAGCCGAUCUCUUAAUCCGACGUCAUAUUACCAGCGUGACCGUUUCAAGGAAACUAUUCAAUUCGAUUGGUCAAUGGAUUCCGAUGAUGUGUCUCAUUGCACUCAGUUACAUAAACCAAACUGCAAUAACAUUAUCUGUAGUUUUACUUACUGUCGCCAUUGGAUUUAAUGCUGCUUCCUUCUGUGGUUAUUUGGUAAAUCAUAUGGACUUGUCACCGAAUUUUGCAGGUCCAUUGAUGGGAAUUACAAAUGGAAUUUCGAAUCUAUUAUCGAUUUUCGCUCCAUUGGUCGCAGGCGUUGUAAUUCACAACGAAGAGGAUCCGGAAGAAUGGCGUAAAGUAUUCUUAAUAACUGCCACCGUUUAUUUUUUAUGUAAUCUAUUAUUCGUGGUGUUUGGAAAAGCAAGCGUUCAGCCUUGGAACUAUAAAUUAAGAAAUGUUGCAUCGACCUCAACCAACAACGGUUCAACACUAACGUCAAUUAGCACGAUAGCCUACGAAAACAAUUUGACAUCAUCAACGCCUGGCUGAUUCAUAAUUAUUAUUGCGUUUGUUUGCGAUCCAUUACUAAUUAGUAUAUAGUUGCAAAUAAAAGCCCGAUUACUUUAGCUGCUAGCAAAAAUAUCUUGCCAAGAAGAUAACUUUAAAAAUACUC
Glossina fuscipes is the source of this 1837-nucleotide messenger RNA. RefSeq names its product putative inorganic phosphate cotransporter (gene MFS12). Lineage: Eukaryota; Metazoa; Arthropoda; Insecta; Diptera; Glossinidae. The coding region runs from base 250 to 1713 and encodes 487 amino acids. Gene Ontology annotation, biological process: monoatomic anion transport; transmembrane transport. Gene Ontology annotation, cellular component: plasma membrane. Gene Ontology annotation, molecular function: transmembrane transporter activity. The transcript has 3 exons. The record is from RefSeq and is a predicted model, not a curated record.